GGCGUUGCUUGUGCGACCGAAGGGGAGGGAAGAUGGCGGCCGGCGGCGGAGGCAGCAGCGGCGGGGGCAAGGCCUCGUCUUCGUCCUCCUCUUCGUCGUCGUCCUCCUCGUCCUCGUCCUCCUCGUCGUCGGGCGCGCCGGCCCUGCUGGAGGCCACGCUGGAGAGGAAGCUGCAGGCCCUCACCAACACCAUGGAGUCCAUCCAAAGCCUCUCCUCCUGGUGCCUGGAGAACAAGCGCCACCACGCCGCCAUCGCCCACCUCUGGAUGAAGGCCAUGAGGAGAGCCGCCUUCCCUCAUCGCCUGAACCUUUUCUACCUGGCCAACGACGUCAUACAGAACUGUAAGCGGAAAAACGCCAUUGUGUUUCGUGACACGUUUGCUGAAGUGCUCCCGGAAGCAGCCACCUUGGUGAAAGAUCCCUCGGUUGCUAAAUCCAUAGAAAGGAUCUUUAAAAUCUGGGAGGACAGAAACGUGUAUCCCGAAGAAACCAUCGUUUUGCUGAAGGAAGCUUUAAGUUCCACUUUCAAAACUCAGAAGCAGCAGCAGAAAGAAACUCAGAGCAAACAGCCAACUAAGUCAUGGAAGAAAUCUCAAACCUCUGUGAAUCCCAAAGUCGCUCUGAAGUCCAAGAUCGUUGCGGAAUUCCGACCGCAGUCCCUGGUCGACGAGCUGCUCCGGCACAAGCAUUCCGAGGACCAGAUCGAGCUGAAGGAGAAGCAGCUGGCCACCAUGCGGGUGGACGUGUGCAGCACUGAAACGCUCAAGUGCUUGAAAGACAAAACGGGAGGGAAGAAGUUCUCCAAAGAAUUUGAGGAAGCGAGCGCAAAGCUGGAAGAAUUUGUGAACAGCUUAGACAAGCAAGUGAGAAACGGCCCUUCCUUGACAGAAGUGCUGGAAAACGCAGGGAUAUUUUACGAGGCGCAGUACAAGGAGGUCAAGGUGGUCGCCAACGCUUACAAAACGUUUGCCAAUAGAGUGAACAACCUCAAGAAGAAGCUGGAUCAGUUGAAGGCCACCCUCCCCGACCCCGAGGAGUCUCCUGUCCCGUCACCGAGCAUGGACGCCCCCUCUCCCACAGGCUCCGAGUCUCCCUUCCAAGGGAUGGGGGAAGAGGACAACUCCCCGUCGCCGCAGGUGGAAAGGAAAAAGUCGCCUUCUCCGGAGCCUGCAACAGACAACAAUGACGUUGAGGACAUGGAGCUGUCUGACAUGGAAGAGGAUGCCCCGAAGAUUAUCGUGGAAGAGAGAAAGGAGAGCCCGGCUGCUUCUGUGCCAGCCACUCCCAAGGUGACCGACAGCGUCCCGAAAGCAUCUCCAGCAGCCGUGGCGCCGGCGGUGGGAGGGGUGGCGGCGGCCGCCGCUGCAGGUGCCACGACUCACGCUCCAGCCCCCGUCACCCCUCCAACACCAAAGCCAGCCAACCCUGCGCCCCUCCCUCCAUCGCCGGCGCUUGCUCUGCCCAACCUCGCCAACGUGGACCUGGCCAAGAUCAGCUCCAUUCUAAGCAGCUUGACCUCCGUGAUGAAGAACACAGGGGUCAGUCCUGCCUCAAGACCUUCUCCAGGUACCCCGACGAGUCCGACGGCGCUGACGGGUGGCUUGAAAGCGCCACUUGCGGGCGCCCCGUCUGCGCCCCCAAACCCACUGGCAAAUAUCCUCUCCAAAGUGGAAAUAACCCCCGAGAGCAUCCUCUCUGUGCUCUCCAAAACCCAGACUCAGGCGACACCGACUCUGCAAGGCUUGUCCUCCUUUCUCCAGAGCGUUGCCAGCAACACCGCCCAGCCGAGCGAGAGCGCAUCUCAGAGCACCGCUGCGUCUCCCGCCACCACAGCGGCCCCUUGCGUCAAAGGGAGGAGUGUUUCUUCCAAUGCUCAGUCUUUCGUGCCGCAGGGUUUUGCUUAUUCUCCCAACUCUUCUUCUUCGGAGGUUUCUUCCACAUCUGUCAACAAGGCUCCCCUCGGCCAUAGCCCAGGGCUUCCCAGUUCCAGUUUUAAACCCCCUGCCAACACCUUGGGUUUUGCCAGCUCCCAGACUGGCAGCCCUUCCCUUCGGCCAGCAGAGAACCCGCUGAGCCAGUCUUCCGAAAUUUCGGAGACGAAAGUGGAGUCUGAACCGACUUCUCCUAGCCUGGAAAUGAAGAUACACAACUUCCUCAAGGGCAACCCUGGCUUCAGCGGCUUGAAUCUGAACAUCCCGAUUUUAAGUAGCUUGGGAUCCGCCGUGCCACCCGAGAGCCAUCCCUCCUCCCCGGAUUUCAGCCGAGGGCCCACGAGCACUUCAAUGGACAGCAUAGACGGCACUCCUGUUCGCGACGAGCGGAGCGGAACGCCGACUCAGGACGAGAUGAUGGACAAACCCUCAUCUAGCAACGUCGACACUCUCUCCCUGCUCUCAAAGAUAAUCAGUCCAGGCUCUUCUACGCCUAGCAGCACCAGGUCCCCUCUUCAGAGCAGAGAGGACAGCUAUCCCCAAGAGCUCUCUAAUUCUUCAUACAGGUCUUUCGGGAUGGGUAGGGAUUCUCCGGCCAGCAUGUACAAACAGUCCUCUGACAGCAUGGAAUUACCUUCCUCCUUAAUGGACUCCCCUCAGGAAAAGUUCUACCCUGACACUUCCUUCCAGGAGGACGAAGAUUACCGUGACUUCGAUUAUUCUGGCCCUCCACCCUCUGCCUUGGUCAACCUGGAGAAGCAACCGGGAAAAUCUAUCCUGAAAUCUGGUAAACUUGCUGAUUCUGCGGAGUACCAGCCAGUUCUGCCUGGAUACAGUCAAAGGACCUCUGGAUUUGGCAUCAAAUCCUCUUUCCCUCCGUCGGUGAGAUCUCUUCAUGACCAGAGCGAAAGCUGCGAUCCGUUGUCCUCUCCUGGCAUGUAUGGGAGUUACAGUUUACGGGGGAACGACUCCGGUUCAGACGCAUCCCCUACGCCGAGUAAGAACGAUGCUUUUUUCAGCCCGGAUUCCAAUCACAACAGCUUGUCCAAACCGAUGCCACACGCCGGCCUAUCGCAGAAACAGUAUCCAGAUUCCCCUCAUCUGGUUCCACACAGGUCGUCGCUCUUCUCAUCCCAGAAUGCACUCUUGACUCCAGCUAGCACGGAUAAACCUGUAGCGUCUUCCAUCUCAGCCACUUCAACCAUUGAGUUUAAGAACAUGCUCAAAAAUGCAUCUCGAAAGCCCUCUGACGAUAGCAAGCAUUUUAGCCAGGGCCCAAAGGGGGGUCCCAGCGACGGUCCCAACCUCAGCCAGGCGGGUAUUUCUGCCAUAGAGCAGCAACAAGAGGAGCAUUACCGGAUUGAGACCAGAGUCUCUUCCUCGUGUCUUGAUUUGCCCGAUAGCACUGAAGAGAAAGGAGCCCCUAUAGAAACCUUAGGUUACCAUAACGCGUCCAACAGGGGGAUGUCCGGGGAGCCCAUUCAGACGGUCGAGUCCAUCAGAAUUCUCGGGAAAGGGAGCAGAGGACACGGGCGCGAAGCCGGCAGGGCGGGGUGGUUUGAGAUGAGCAGUGCAGGGAGCUCCUUCGACAAUGGGCCUUCGAGCGCCACGGAGAUGCCUGCCAUGGGCGCCGGCGGCAGCGUGUCCAGCUUCCAGACCCAGUACAAAGACCGCGGGCCGCCGUUUCAAGAGAGCGUGAACACCUUCAGAACAAACAGCUUUAGCGCUUCCUUUGACCGUCACGUGCCACCGCCACUCGGGCCGCCUCCCAUGGAGCAUGGGACUUCCUUCCCAAGGGACCAGUUGGGGCCGCCUCCUGCGGGGCCUCAGUCUCUUCCACCACCGAAGGAUCUCAGCAGCAUUUUCCCCAGGGAUCACUCGGUCCCCCCUCCACGCAUGCCAUCAGUGGAUCACGCUAGCCCUUUCUCGAAAGAACCGCCAUCCCCUCUGUCCUUGCCUCACGGCGUUCCUCCGCCCCCGCCUCCUUCCUUAGAACGUGGGGGAGUCCCAUUUCCCAAUCAGCCGCCCCCUCCUCUCCCCGUGGAACGCCCCAGCGUCCCUUUCUCCACCCCUCCGCCACCUCCUGGGGAUCUCGGCCUCCCAUUCCCCGCUCCUCCCCUCGCCGCAGACCACGGGGUCCCGUUCAGCAAGGAUCUGGGUGCCGUUCAUCAAGGGACAAUGAAAGAGCAUUUUAACAUACAGUCCGGAGCAUCCCGGGACCAAGGCACCCAGCCUCAGCGCGACCACGGCGGUCAGUCCCUUGGUCGAGCUCGAGAGAACGUGGUGGGCUUGUCGCCCCUUGGAAGAGAUCCUCUGGGGCCAACCCUUAAUGUCGGAUCCUCUGUCCUCUCUCACAGGGACAACACAAACCGAGGUGGGCUGGGUGUUAGGAACCAGCGGCCAGACUUUAGGCCUAGGGAGUCGUUCUUAAAUAGAGACCCCUUUAACAACUUAAAAAGGCCUCGGCCCCCGUUUGCCCGGGGCCCGCCGUUCUUUGCACCAAAACGCCCCUUCUUCCCUCCCAGGUACUGAAUGAAGGUGUUUCCGGAACUUUCUAGAGAGCAGUGGAAGUAGCGCUUUCACUUUCAUUUCAAUUUUCCUCCCCUAAAGGGCCCCACAACAUUUUUGGUUCUGAAUUAAGGUAUGUUCUGUGCUACAACAUAUAUAUACCUAUCUAAAUAUAUAUAUCUAUCACAUUCUGUUGGUUUCUGCGGGGGAGGGGGGAGGGGUUAGUUGUUGGCCUAAAAUGUAGGGGGUGCUGCAAAAUAAUUUAAGAACUAAUCUUAAAUUUGUUGAUGAACUAAUAAUAAAGAAAAACUUUCAGUAGCUACAAAUAAUUAAUCUACCAUGGGGAUUUUUUAAAGCCAGUUCCCCAGACCGGAGCCUAGGAGAGAGGCGGAAGUCAUGGAGGAUCCCGCACAGACAGGGGAAGGGAGGUCCAAGUUCUAAAGAAUUCAGAGCCUGUCUUUUUUCCCUGGCGACUGUCACCCGUCCUGAGCCUGCCUUUUUGCCCCCACUUGCUUCAGCUCCUCCCCUCAGUGGUUUGUGCUUCUUUUUCUCCUUGGUGCCCGUUGGGAGCUCAUAUGGGGCGUUUUCACCACCGGAGCAAAAAAGGGAGAGGGGCGGCCAUCUUUGCAUGCUAAUCCUUUCCUUUCUCGCAGCCCUUUUUAGGUUCCUAAAAAGUUCCCCUCCGUUUCUCAGUUUGGUUAGAGUAGCACGACCUCGACAUCAGCCUGGAAUCUGCCCAGGUAGACGGGCGGUCUGAUCAGCCAGUCUCAGGUGGUAGAACACUAGGGUGGUGGUGGGGGAGCCUGUUCCUUCCCCCUUGGCCUGCAGUUGCUGUGCUUCUCGCUGGCUGAGGCUCGUGGGGGCGGAAGGGGGGGGGGGAGUGCACGACGGGGUGGUUUGGCCUGUUGCUUCGUUCCUCUAGUUCCAUAUUUACUCCUUGGUUCUAGCCAAAGCUUUUCUUUUUGUCCUUCGCACAGAGACAGGCUAGUUGGUAACCCCGGACCUGGAAUGGGCCCUUCACUCGCCAAUCAUAAUUUUAAACAGAAUCCCUAAGGGAGCUUGGUUUUGCUGGCUGCUGUUUGUAGAGGUCUCUCCCCUGGGCGCACUCAGCAGAGGUUUUUUCCUGCUUUCUAAAAAGGAAGCGCACACGAGCUGUUGGGAGAAGCGCCUUUUGGUCUUGACCUUCCAGGUGCGCAUUUAGGUAGCGGGUUUGUACGCUUGCGCUGCUGUCUUGGCUUAGUCCAUUUGCAUCUUCUCCGGGGCCCAGACGGUGGGGCUGGAUGGCUUCUAUUCACCGCACGGCUCUGACACCAGCAUGCUUCUUCUCUGCUGCUUUCCUUGGUGUUGCACGCUAAGCUGAGGGCAGGUUAAGUAUGCAGUAGCGCCAGGCAGAUUCUCUUUCUCUCUUCCGCCCCUCCAACCCUGCCAUCUUUACUCUUCUCGAUAGAUGGCUGUAGGCGUAGACUACUUUUGUGUGAAAACUGGGGUUUUGUUAACAGUUAAUUUUUUUUUUAAAUGCAAUCUUUUAGGCAACUGGGAAGUUGCAUUCCAUUCUGCCAUUUGUGUGUUUGCAACACCCCUUAGAUUGUGUGCGUGCGCACGCAUAUUUAAUUUUUAGCACAGAGGAUAUACCGUUUAUAUACCGAGAGAAUUUCAAACGUCCUGGACUUACGAACGUGUCUUAAUCAAUCUUAUCCCAGACUUCCAGAAGAUGCCAGGUUAGACCACCAAGGUAGCGGGGUGGGAGGGGCGGAAUUCCAUACAAACGCAGGAGAGCCCCGCGACUGUGGGUCUGCUCCGUGGGGCAUCGUCCCUUAAUUAACAGUCGAGUCCUGUUCCAGCCUGGGCCAAAGGGAGCGACAGACUCAACCGAAAGUUCCGCAGGGGCUGCGACAAGACGGAUGAAACGGAACGCCUGGCUGUGGGGAUGAUGGGAAACUCGCGGCGGGGGGGUGUCUGGGACAGGGCGGAGAACUGGCGGCUUUGCUCUUCCGACCUCUCCCCAGAGUGCCCUGGAGGCUGUGAGGGACCUGCUUGUCCUCCACCCCGUAAGGACAGCCACCGGGAGGGCGAGUUCAAGACAGCCCUGCCUUUUUUCUAAACGACGCUGGCUUUUUGCGACUCGCCAGUAUUCUUAACGUUUCAUCUGAAUGUGAGUCACUAGGAAUGGUGCAUUUCUUAGGGGGUUUGGAACAGGACAGUUUAGCAGCCAAUUACGCACCGAGUCAGGGUUACUUUUUCUUAUUUCUUGUUUUUCCCGUUUGAAGACCGACUUCGGAAUUCAAAAGUUUUUGGGUUUUCUACUGCUCAUCCCCCUAAAAAAUGUGAAUUUUUUUUUUAAUCCCGCCUCCCCUCUCUCUCUCUUAGUGGGCAGUUUCAGUAACUUGGGGUGGGGGGGGGGAGGAUGCAGUGCCCCUGAACGCUGGGGCUCGUGAGAUUGCAUUGCCAUAGGAAAUGGCUGCUUAGGCAAUCCGAAGUGUUCCCUUCGGGCACCUCGUAGGAAAAAGGACUGACAAGAAACCUUCCUUGUAGAAAAAGGCAAUAUAUAUUUUAAAGGUAAAGCUUCCUGUCUCUUUUUUUAAUCCCAGAUUUUCUGCUUUUACUUUAAAACGCUGAUAACAGCUGACGGUGAUGAUGUACAUAUAUGUAAAAAAAAAAAAAAAGAUUGUUGGACAGGAAGUCUUUUUUUUUUUCUGUCUUGGGUUUUUCCUUCCCUCAGCUUCGCUGUUACUUUUUGUAUUUCACCUGAUAAGGGGGAAAAAAAACCACAAAAUAAAAACAUGUAUUUUUUAAGGAAAGCAUUAGUCUCUCUCGUGAAAGGACAGAAUUUCCUAAAGAGGGAAGGAAGCUACAGUUUGCUUCUUGGCUGUUCUGAGAACGGAACAGAACGGCCAGGGAUGGUCAGAAGGGAUCCCACAGAGAGCACGUGUGGCUAGCUGGACCAAUCAGUGUGCAUUUUCCACAGGGGCUCCCCCUAAAUAUGCUAGGGAGAAGGUUAGCUGAUUGCGGGACGGUGGUGGUGGGGGAGGGAGUUGCCCCUCUUUGUCCUACUGGUGACAUCUUAAGCGGCAGGUUUUUCGCCUGCGAGCAGCAUUUGGGUUGGGAAAACCAAGACCGAGGCGUGCCCCGGCUUCCAGCACAAAGUGAGCGGCUGUGAUAAUAAGGCAACGGUUCCAAAGUCGGGGGGUGGGUCCAGGGGCCGUGGGGGAGAGGCUGUUUUGAAAACGCUGUAAAUAAUUGCUGUGCUUUUUUUGUGUGUGCGUGCCUGUUCAAAAACUCUCGGUUGGGUCUUCGUUGGCUUGAUAUUCUUUCUCAAGUGUUUUCUGGUGGCAGGAGGGGGGGGGGGGCGGGGAGGAGAGAAAGCAAAGAGAUUGUUCGGAGGCGAAGCCACCGCAGAAGCCCCUGAGAGUCUCCGGACUGUAUGAGUACAUUUAAUAAAACAACUAGUUCAACUGUUUGCAUAUCCUUCUUGUAAAUAAGCCUUCUUUUAAGUGUGCAAUAGGUGUGAGCACGCAGCUGAAGAGCAGAGCCAGAUAUUCCCUCCUGCGCUCUGCGAUUGUAGACCGACCACUCGGGCUUGGCCGCCAAAGGGCGGGACGUGAAGAGGGGCCACGACCCCGGAGAGAACCAUCGGAUGACGCACGAAUUGUGAUCCCGGCCGCAGAGACGCGCCCCGCCCCGUGAAACGUGCUCGGGAAGCGUGACUGUUCCUCUUAACGAUACACAAAUCUGGAUGCGGUGGAAGCGGUCUGGAAGGUUCCCCCGAGUAAAAAAAGCAAAGCGAUGGAUGUUGAGAGAUCCAGCUACCCCUGGCCUCCGCUCCUUCUCCCCUUAUUUUUGUAUUGUAUGCUAAUAAAGCGUUCUUGACUUGG
Molecule: messenger RNA, 8311 nt
Organism: Heteronotia binoei (common prickly gecko)
Lineage: Eukaryota; Metazoa; Chordata; Lepidosauria; Squamata; Gekkonidae
Gene: RPRD2
Product: regulation of nuclear pre-mRNA domain containing 2
Biological process (GO): mRNA 3'-end processing
Cellular component (GO): RNA polymerase II, holoenzyme
Molecular function (GO): RNA polymerase II complex binding
Source: RefSeq, a predicted model, not a curated record